AUCAGCUGAAGUUCGCAACACUGAAAAGGAAUGUGAUGUUGGCUUGUUUUCUGUUGGACCUGCAGCGUGAGGCUGGUGAAUGGUAGCAGCUCCUGUGCUGGGAGAGUGGAGGUUUACCAUCAGGGAGAGUGGGGAACAGUCUGCAGUGAUGAGUGGGAUAUGAUCGAUGCAGGAGUGGUGUGCAGACAGCUGGGCUGUGGAAAUGCUGUAGAUGCCCCAGGAGGUGCGCACUUUGGGCCAGGGUCUGGGCCAAUAUGGAUGGAUGAUGUGCUCUGCCGGGGAUCAGAAUCCACACUGAAGAGGUGUGAGUCACGGGGAUGGGGUAAACAUAACUGCCGUCAUGGAGAGGAUGCUGGAGUAAUCUGUGCAGAGGUGAGGCUGGUGGGCGGGGCUGAUCUGUGCUCUGGGAGAGUAGAGGUGCAUCAUGGGAGAUCCUGGGGCACAGUGUGUGAUGCUGACUUUGACCAGCAGGGCGCAGAGGUUGUGUGCAGAGAACUGGGCUGUGGAGCUCUUAAAGAGCUGCGGGGGGCAGCUGCAUUUGGCCAGGGGGAGGGCCAGGUGUGGGCAGAGGAGAUUCAGUGUACAGGCAAUGAAUCUCAGAUUUACUUCUGUCCCAAAGCACCCUCACUGAAUCAACCCUGCUCCCAUGGAAACGACGUGGGACUGGUGUGUUCUGAUAGUGAGGAUGUGAGGCUAGUGAAUGGUAGCAGCCCCUGUGCUGGGAGAGUGGAGGUUUACCACCAGGGACAGUGGGGGACAGUGUGUGGUGAUUAUUGGGAUAUUACAGAUGCUUGGGUGGUGUGUAGACAGCUGGGCUGUGGAGACGUUCAACAAGCACCACAAUAUGGUCACUUUGGACCAGGAUCUGGGCCAAUAUGGAUGGAUGAGGUGUCCUGCAGGGGAUCAGAAUCCACACUGAAGGAGUGUGUGUCCCUAGGAUGGGGUGAACAUUAUUGUGAUCAUAGAGAUGAUGCUGGAGUGAUCUGCUCAGCUCCAGCCCCUCAGAAGGUGAGGCUGGUGGGCGGGGCUGACCUGUGCUCUGGGAGAGUAGAGGUGCAUCAUGGGAGCUCCUGGGGCACAGUGUGUGAUGCUGACUUUGACCAGCAGGACGCAGAGGUUGUGUGCAGAGAACUGGGCUGUGGGGUUCCUCAAGAGCUGCGGGGGGCAGCUGCAUUUGGCCAGGGUGAGGGCCAGGUGUGGGCAGAGGAGAUUCAGUGUACAGGCAAAGAAUCUCACAUUCCCUUCUGUCCCAAAGCACCCUCACAGAAUCAACACUGCUCCCAUGGAAACGACGUGGGACUGGUGUGUUCUGGCAGUGAGGAUGUGAAGCUGGUGAAUGGUGGCAGCCCCUGUGCUGGGAGAGUGGAGGUUUACCAUCAGGGACAGUGGGGGACAGUGUGUGAUGAUUCUUGGGAUAUUACAGGUGCUUGGGUGGUGUGUAGACAGCUGGGCUGUGGAGAUGCUGUAGAAUCAAAACAAGAUGGUCACUUUGGACCAGGGAGUGGGCCAAUAUGGAUGGAUGAGGUGUCCUGCAGGGUAUCAGAAUCCACACUGAAAGAGUGUCAGUCAGGAGGAUGGGCUAAACAUGACUGUAAUCAUGGUGAGGAUGCUGGAGUGAUCUGCGCAGCUCAUCGAGAGAUCAGGCUGGUGGGUGGGGCAGACCUGUGCUCUGGGAGAGUAGAGGUGCAUCAUGGGAGCUCCUGGGGCACAGUGUGUGAUGCUGACUUUGACCAGCAGGGUGCAGAGGUUGUGUGCAGAGAACUGGGCUGUGGAGCUCUUAAAGAGCUGCGGGGGGCAGCUGCAUUUGGCCAGGGGGAGGGCCAGGUGUGGGCAGAGGAGAUUCGGUGUAGAGGUAACGAAUCUCACAUUUCCUUCUGUCCCAAAGCACCCUCACAGAAUCAACACUGCUCCCAUGGAAACGAUGUGGGACUGGUGUGUUUUGGUAAGAGUCUUCUGUGCACUUGUGACUGUUUCAGUGAUACUGGGUAAAUAUAGUUCCUAGAAAGAGUGUAUGCAUUUAUAUUGAACAACAUCUUUAUUAAUCAUUCUGUGGAAUAUUACAUGUCAGGGGCUGUAAUACUUGAGUUCUGAUGAAAAUAUAAUCUAUAAAGUGCGAUGAACACUAUAGAGGGCAGGAAUUUACAGCCCAUAACCCUGUGAUAGGGGAAGCACAGAUUAUGUACCAUAGACACACAGGAAGAGGAAGCACACAGCUAUCAGCAGCCUUCCUGUGAGCUGCAGGAAUUCACAUACAGGGACUUUUGAACAGCGGCUAAUGCUGUCACCUCUCAGCUCCGGGGUUUGCAUGAU
This is a messenger RNA of Anguilla anguilla (European eel), 2310 nucleotides long. RefSeq names its product scavenger receptor cysteine-rich type 1 protein M130-like. Lineage: Eukaryota; Metazoa; Chordata; Actinopteri; Anguilliformes; Anguillidae. Bases 160 to 1989 code for a protein of 609 amino acids. The record is from RefSeq and is a predicted model, not a curated record. The transcript has 7 exons. Gene Ontology annotation, cellular component: membrane.